UGCAACUCUGUUGUGGAUCUCAAUAUCAGCUGAUGUAACAAUGACAAGGCCAAACACAAUUUGGGUUUUAAAGUAAAAAAUAUUGUUUUUAAAGCCGGUUAUAUAUUAAUUCUUUAUUGGAGAUAAAAAUCUAGCAAUGUCUUACAACAAAUUGCAUAAAAUUGGUCAAUCGGUCAUUUCUCUCAAGUUUUUGCACUCUGCAAGACUUCAACUACAACAACAACAACUGCGUCAAGUGCAACGUAGUUACAGUCAGUUUAGCUUAAAUCAGCAAUCUAUAACACCAUUUAAUACAUGCAGUUUGCCAAAUAAUAAACGGCUAUGUGUAGUGUUGUUGCCGAUUACUGGAGUUAGUUGCGCCGCUGCCUCACAACUUGCAAAAUCAGAAAAUGCCCCAUCAUCGUCUACCGGUGGUCACCGUCCAGAGGUCGAUGAUAUUGACAGCAACAACAUGUCAGGUCCAGAUCCAAAAAGCGCUAAGACAAUUUACGAAUUCACCGUAAAAGACACGCAUGGUAAUGACGUGUCCUUGGAAAAAUACAAGGGCAACGUUGUAUUGGUCGUCAACAUCGCCUCGAAAUGUGGCUUAACCAAGAACAAUUACGCCAAGUUAACCACUUUAUUGGAGAAAUAUGAGUCACAAGGUUUGCGCAUUUUGAAUUUCCCAUGCAAUCAAUUCAACUCGCAGAUGCCGGAAUCGGACGGUGAAGCUAUGGUCUGCCACUUGCGUGAUGCCAAGGCUAACAUUGGCGACGUAUUUCAAAAGGUUGACGUAAACGGCUCCGGUGCCUCACCACUUUACCAAUUCUUGAAGCACAAGCAAAGUGGCACACUCGGCAGUGCUAUUAAGUGGAACUUCACUAAAUUCCUUGUAAAUAAGGAUGGUGUACCUGUGGACCGUUAUGCUCCCACAACCGAUCCAAUGGACAUUGCGAAAGAUAUCGAAAAGUUACUUUAAGUUCACAUCGAUUUUGUCGAAAUUAAUCUUGAUUGUUAAUCAUAUACAACUUAUUUAAAAUAAGUAAAAAUUACGCAUUAAUCUACAUUUCUAUGUGCUCUGUGCUAUAUAACCAAUGCAGACAUUUAGUUUUGUGUUAUUUUGUGCUAUUUGUGCGCUAUAAUUAUUGUCUAAACCAGUGAUUUAGAAAAGUUUGUCAUUCACUUUUAUUUUGUUGAAUUGCAAAUAAAAAUAAAUUAUUACAAAAAAAGUAAACAAAA
This is a messenger RNA of Zeugodacus cucurbitae (melon fly), 1218 nucleotides long. RefSeq lists its product as uncharacterized. The record is from RefSeq and is a predicted model, not a curated record. Gene Ontology annotation, biological process: response to oxidative stress. Gene Ontology annotation, molecular function: glutathione peroxidase activity. The coding region runs from base 137 to 958 and encodes 273 amino acids. NCBI's taxonomy places the organism in Eukaryota, Metazoa, Arthropoda, Insecta, Diptera, Tephritidae. The transcript has 4 exons.